Messenger RNA from Mesorhabditis spiculigera, 1455 nucleotides. NCBI's taxonomy places the organism in Eukaryota, Metazoa, Nematoda, Chromadorea, Rhabditida, Rhabditidae. The record is from the annotation of a GenBank genome assembly.
AUGCUAUGGAUUCUCGGAAUAGUUGUAACCCUAACCCCCGACCGGGCCGAUGCCUUAACCCAUCCCCAAUGCGCUGUCCAGUCCAUGACGCAAUAUGGCAGCUACCUCGGGUUCCGCGAUGAAGCCGCCGAGCUACCCUACGGCGUUCUUGAUCGAAACCGCGAGACGUCACUGUAUAUAUGCCCGGAUAUCAUCGGCCGGCAUCGGUCUCCACUUCUACGGGGCGGUAUUUACAACGCUGGAGACUUUAUGAAAGCCUACUGCGCACAAAGUUGCCGACAUUUGAUGAGAACUGGCGGCAGCGUAGUAUGCGGAACCCGAAGACCACCGAUGACUUGGACGAACACCCUUGUAAGCCAAUUCACGAGCGCAAUGCCAUGCGGGGAUUUGCGAUUCCCGAUAAGUGAGACGGCCCCGAAUCAGGCCCUACGUCUCUUUGCCGUCGACCUCGCGGAAAUCCCCUCCUGGGUAAAAGAUGCCCACCAGCUACAGUACCUCCAGAUUGAUAGUCGGAACGGGAAGACAAUUGGCGGCUUGGAGAAUAUCGAAAAUUUGCCGGAGCUCGAGCAUCUGAUGCUCACCAGAACUAACAUCAAAAGAUUUCCACGGCUGAACUCGCCGAAGUUGAUUACACUGGAUCUUAACUGCAAUAUGAUCACCGAGUAUCCGGAUAAUGUGUUCGAGAAUUUGACGGAAAUCCAGUUCCUGACCCUACGCAACAACCCGCUCCCCUAUAUCAGCCAAGCAGCCUUGCGCCCGUUGACCAACUUGAAGCACCUCGACUUCGGGCAACAAACCUACUACCCGUACGCAGCGUUAGGCCCGUUAAGUAUGGAUUACUACGUCAAUCGUGCCGGUCGCACUUUCACCUGUCGAGAUUAUGAUGUUAAUGAUGGGAAAUUGACCAACUUCUCGGCAGCCACCCUACCCAACCCAGAGAAAUUAUUGAGCCUUGAAUUGCCUGAGCAAAAACGGCUAAAAUUCGAUGCCGAUUAUUUUGCCAGGUUCCCAAAUUUGAUGUCACUAAACCUACACGGGGUAAAUUUGGCAUCGCUCGACGGGGUCGGCCUGGAAAAGCUGGCUUCGUUGAAUUUAAUGCGAGCUAGUGGCAUCAAUUUUACGGCGGAUGUCUGGAUGCCGGAAACUUUUCUCUACAAUUUGACCCAGUUGCAGUAUAUUUACUUGCAGGACUCGAAUAUAAAAGCGUCCGCACCGUGGAUAGCCAUGGCCAAAACGUCACCCCGAUUUAACGGCGAGCUUGGAUACGAAUUUACGGUUUACCGCUUCAGCUACAUGGACUCCUGCUCGCAGCAAAUCAUGAACGAGGUGGCGAACAACGUGGCGGCCGACGAGACGUGCGCGGAUGACAAGGCAACUCUGAUGAACGACGCGAAAAGGAUUAUAGAAGCGAAAUUUGCGCUCCAACGCAGCGUCGUCGAUUUGACGGGAAAAGUU